Messenger RNA from Daphnia pulicaria, 1102 nucleotides. RefSeq names its product repetitive proline-rich cell wall protein 1-like. The record is from RefSeq and is a predicted model, not a curated record. Gene Ontology annotation, cellular component: extracellular matrix. The coding region runs from base 120 to 914 and encodes 264 amino acids. The transcript has 3 exons. Lineage: Eukaryota; Metazoa; Arthropoda; Branchiopoda; Diplostraca; Daphniidae.
GCAUUACAUGGAGCCUUGGAGCCCGUGUAAGUAUAUAAAGAGCCUGAUGUCAAAAGUCAGCAGCAUCAGUUGUUUGUCGAAUUGUCUUCCAGUCCACUACUAACACAGCACUCCUCGUCAUGAAGAUUGUCAUUCUUUCCGUAUUGGUGGUCGUGGCUGCUACUCAAACUGCUUACAAUAAAGAGCCGGCUUACAAAACUUCUGAAUACCCCCCACAGCCGUACAGCUUUGAAUGGGAAGUCAACGAUGCUCCUUCCUACAACAACUACGGCCACUCUGAGAAAAGCGAUGGCAAUGUCGUCACCGGAUCGUACCGAGUUCAACUCCCCGACGGUCGCAUGCAAAUCGUCAACUACAAGGCCGACAGUUACGGUUACGUCGCUGACGUAAAAUACGAGGGAGAAGCCAAGUAUCCCGAAUACAAACCAGCCGCUUACAAAGCCCCAGCUCCUUCCUAUCCAGCUCCUCCAGCCCCGUCCUAUCCAGCUCCUUCUGCUCCUGUUUACCAGGCCCCAGCUACUCCAGCCUACAAGGCUCCGGCCCCAGCACCUGCCUACAGAGCCCCUACUCCCGCUGCCCCGGCUUACAAAGCCCCAGAAGCUCCCGUCUACAAAGUCCAAUCUGCUCCCGCUGUCAAAAUCCCUGCCGCUCCGGUCUACAAAACUCCCGCCGCCCCGGCACCUGUAGCCCCAGCUUACAAAGCUCCCGCUCCCGCUGCCCCGGCUUAUAAAGCUCCUUCAGCUCCGGUCUACAGAGCCCCUACUCCCGCUACUCCGGUUUACAAGGCCCCGGCUCCUGCGGCCCCGGUUUACAAGGCUCCCGCUCCCGCGCCUCCGGUAUACAAAGUUCCAUCCACUCCAAUCUAUAGGAGUUCCGCUGCUGCCUCUUCGCCUUGGAUUCCAAUUCGCUCCUAAAAUACUAUAAGCUCAUACAAUAAUUAAAUAGUGCUCAAUUUAAUUAGGUUGUGUUUACAGGAAAGAAUUGACAAUGACGCUGGUUGCAUUCGAUGAUAUACGUGCCCCUUUUGUAUGCCCCAUUAAUACUCUUUUGCGUGUGUGUGUGUGUGUACCUUAAAGAAUACAAUUUUUAAAAGAUAGAAAAA